AUAAGUAAUGCCAUUGACAACUAUGUCAUCCAGCAAUAAAUCGACAAACACUACACUAUAUCCGAGUGCAUAUCGAGAGGUCAGUGUCGUGUCUCUGCCAACACUUCUCGCAUUUAACUACAGGAGUAGACGUCGACUAAACAACAAUCAUAAUAAUGAGCUUCAAUGUAAAUCGCGUGAGAAGAUGGACGGGUCAGUCGAGUUCAUGGAGACUCUGCCGCCGACCAACGAUGGCGUACGUCUACCGCAAGUACAUUAUGUUAACUCCGAUCACUUGGGCUCUGCCUUCUCGGCCAUGAAUGCUAUGCGACAAAGCAAUCAAUUGUGUGACAUCUCGCUGGAAGUGCUCGAUAAUAGCGGUUCCGGUGGGUCACCGCCGACUACCACAACGGCCAUCGGGUCGACUACAGUGCCGGCGGCUAAUGUGCGCCAAUUGAAAGCCCAUAAGGUUGUGUUGGCCGCCGCCAGCGCUUACUUCAACGCUAUGUUUAACAGUGAAAUGGCAGAGCGAAACAAAACUGUGAUAACACUCCACGACCUGGACAUGACUGCACUCAACCUUCUAGUCGAUUACGCCUAUACGGGACAGAUCUGUAUCACCGAAGAGAACGUACAGUCGCUUCUGCCGGCGGCCAGUCUUCUGCAGGUGUCGUCGGUUCGGGAGGCGUGUUGUAAGUUCCUAUUGAGACAACUCCACCCCUCCAACUGUCUCGGCAUUCGCAGCUUCGCCGACGCCCACUCCUGCGAAGAACUCCAGACCACUUCCCAUAAGUACGCGUUGGAGAACUUCCAAGAAGUGGCCCAAACCGAAGAGUUCCUACUGUUGCCCAUCACCGAAGUGGAGAACCUGAUCGCCAGCGAUCAGCUCAACGUCGGCAAUGAGGAGAUGGUGUACAGCGCUGUCAUGUCGUGGCUGAAGCACGACCUCAAACACCGGGAACAAUAUGUGGGGAAUCUUAUGCAACACGUGAGGCUACCGCUGAUGGAGCGCACAUUCCUGUUGGAUGAGGUCAGCAAAGAUACGCUCAUUAAGUCCAACCAAUCGGGCAAAGAUCUACUUAUUGAGGCCAUGAUCUAUCACUUGAGCCCCGAGAGUCGUCGGGGAAUGCUGUCGGUGCGGACCCAACAGCGGACUCCCGACGGUCUUAAGCCGUAUAUCUUCGCCAUCGGCGGCGGCUCUCUGUUCGCCAUUCAUAACGAGUGCGAGUUCUAUAACCCAAGACUGGAUCGAUGGGGUUCUUUGGCGCCGACCACUCAGAGGAGGUCCAGAGCCGGUGUCGUACCACUCAAUAGAUUAGUGUUUGCAAUCGGCGGAUAUAAUGGCACAAAAGACUUGUCUUCGGCUGAGUUCUACGACCCGUUGAUGAAUAAGUGGACUAAUAUUAAACAUAUGGGAACAAAGCGAAGUUGUUUAGGAGUGGCCGCACUUAAUGGUCUUCUAUACGUGGCCGGAGGUUAUGACGGUGCUUCGUGUCUGAAUAGUGUCGAGCGUUACGACCCAUUAGUGGCCGAAUGGUCUUCAGUACAGGCGAUGGAAACCAGAAGAAGAUAUUGUCGACUAUCAGUACUCGAGGGCUGUCUCUAUGCAGUGGGUGGUUAUGACGGCUCCAACUAUCAGUCAUCCAUUGAAAGGUUUGAUCCACGAGAGGGCAAAUGGCAGUCAAUGCCAGCGAUGAUAAGCCGCCGAUCGUCAACGCCACAGCGGCGAGACCUGUCUGUCGAUAUGCAACAGCCUCCUUUACUGCCGAGGGAAACGUACACAUCACGGCUCGCUAAACUAGGCAACUCCUUACGGACCCUUAGCCAAGGCAGCUUGCACUCCAGAAGGAGUACACAUGAAGUGAUUGAAGCCGAGGGUCUUCUGUACGCCAUCGGCGGUAAUGACGGCAGCAGUAGUUUGAAUACAGUGGAGACGUACGACCCGUUGACCAACAAAUGGUCAUUAGUUAUGUCAAUGAUGUUGAGGAGGAGUAGUGUCGGCGCCGCUGUCCUCGACUGCCCGAACCUCGAAGACAUGUUCACCACUCGUCUCGAUAUGACUGCCAACACAUCGUUAACCAGUUCUACAAUUUCUACUUCGACUGAGUCUUAA
Messenger RNA from Medioppia subpectinata, 2092 nucleotides. The record is from the annotation of a GenBank genome assembly. NCBI's taxonomy places the organism in Eukaryota, Metazoa, Arthropoda, Arachnida, Sarcoptiformes, Oppiidae.